This is a messenger RNA of Chanos chanos (milkfish), 597 nucleotides long. It is a transcript of the gene tex26, whose product is annotated as testis expressed 26. Lineage: Eukaryota; Metazoa; Chordata; Actinopteri; Gonorynchiformes; Chanidae. The coding region runs from base 1 to 597 and encodes 198 amino acids. Gene Ontology annotation, cellular component: cytoplasm. The record is from RefSeq and is a predicted model, not a curated record. The transcript has 6 exons.
AUGAAAAACAUUCGUAAGACCCAGGGCACUUCGCCCAUCGGAUAUAGUGGUGACCACAAAUUAAUGCCUCUAUCGAUCACAACGAGGUAUCGUCCGACAAACCACGCCAUUUUACUUCCGGAGAGCUCCCUGUCCAGAGCCAUGACAGAUGUGCCAGCUUCGGAUGACAAAAAGAGGUGGAACCCAUAUGAGACCUCCCAGAAAAGGGAUUUUGUUUACAGACCCAGUGUACCAAAUCCCAUUUUGAGACCCCCCACCUCCAAAACAUCUAGAAAUUCAGAUAUAUUGUCUAGUCAUCUGGAUUCAAGUGUAUAUAGGAAGGAUUUUAACUGGAAGCCUAUCUCUAAACCUCUCUGCAUCCGUACUGGAUCAACCAGUGGAAACAGACGGAAUAACCCACAUCCAAGCCAGUCGUUCAUGGUGUGGAGACUACCCAAGGGACAGGAUCAAAACCCCGUUGAUGGCAGGUCUCCAUGGAGAAGACCACCUUCUGAGAAUGAAAUCAGAGAUGCUCUGGCUGCACAGUAUCGUUCUACCUACAGGAGUGACUGGCUGGGCCUACCUCAAGAGCCCACUGUAGAAAUCAGUAGAAACUGA